AGAGAUGGACAGAACCUCACAGAGGCCGAGCUCAAGGACAUGAUCAACGAGGAGGAUGCUGAUGGCAACGGAACAAUUGAUUUCCCUGAAUUCUUGACGAUGAUGGCCCGGAAAAUGAAAGACACUGAUUCUGAAGAAGAAAUUCGUGAGGCUUUCAGGGUUUUCGAUAAGGACGGCAAUGGCUUUAUCUCGGCCGCUGAGUUACGUCACGUGAUGACCAACCUGGGGGAGAAGUUGACGGACGAGGAGGUGGAUGAGAUGAUCCGGGAGGCGGACGUGGACGGUGACGGGCAGGUCAACUACGAGGAGUUUGUGUCAAUGAUGUUAUCUAAAUGAGCUGAGUGGACGUGUCUAGACCUCCAUUCCUGUUACAUACUAUAUAACAAUAUCCUUUGUUGAGUAAUCAUUCCAAGCGUGGCACGUGGCUGUAGAGUUCAUCUUCCUUCCCUGGGCAUCACGCCAGCACAGCCGAGGUUCAAACCCGGACCACGCACGAAGACCCCGAAGAAAAA
Aplysia californica (California sea hare) is the source of this 512-nucleotide messenger RNA. Its product is annotated as calmodulin. The transcript has 4 exons. Gene Ontology annotation, molecular function: enzyme regulator activity; calcium ion binding. The record is from RefSeq and is a predicted model, not a curated record. NCBI's taxonomy places the organism in Eukaryota, Metazoa, Mollusca, Gastropoda, Aplysiida, Aplysiidae. The annotation marks the transcript as partial.